AUGGAGCAGGGGAAAGGUCUGGCCAGCCUCAUGCUGGCUACCCUUCUUCUUCAAGGCAAGAUCCAUACCAGAACUAUGGCUUUUCCCUUUUUAGAAAAACAUUUGAUAAAAGUGGAUGACGAUCGAGAGGAUGGUUCGGUGCUUCUGACUUGUGACUUCCUGGAAGAUAAAAAUGUCAGAUGGUUUAAAGAUGGAAAGGAAAUGCAUGGCUUAACUACAAUGAAAUGGAACCUGGGAAGUAGUACCAAGGACCCUCGAGGGAUGUUUCAGUGCCAAGGAGCGAAGAACGCUUCACUCCAACUGUAUUUUAGAAUGUGUCAGAACUGCAUUGAAAUGAAUGCAGCCACGAUCGUCAGCUUUAUCUUUGCUGAAAUCAUCAGCAUUUCCUUCCUUGCUGCUGGGGUCUACUUCAUUGCUGGGCAGAAUGGAGUUCGUCAGUCACGAGCUUCAGACAAGCAGACUCUGUUGCCCAAUGACCAGCUCUACCAGCCCCUCAAGGAUCGAGAUGAUGACCAAUACAGCCACCUUCAAGGAAACCAACUGAGGAAGAACUGA
Messenger RNA from Orycteropus afer afer, 555 nucleotides. Lineage: Eukaryota; Metazoa; Chordata; Mammalia; Tubulidentata; Orycteropodidae. The record is from RefSeq and is a predicted model, not a curated record.